GGCCGGGGCCUCUGAUGCCUCUCUUGUCUCUCAGCUCUUUGGUUAGCUUGAUGGAGACGUUCAACGAGAAGGCAGAGCAGCUGAUGGAGAUUCUGGAGGCCAAAGCAGAUGGACAGACACCAGUGUCCAUGCAGGACAUGCUGACCUGCACCACCAUGGACAUCCUGGCCAAGGCAGCUUUCGGCAUGGAGACGAGCAUGCUGCUGGAUGCCCAGAAGCCCCUGCCCCGAGCAGUCAGAGUGAUGCUGGAGGGUAUCACUGCGUCCCGCAACACCCUGGCCAAGUUUCUGCCAGGGAAGCGGAAACAGCUCCGAGAGAUCCGGGAGAGCAUCCGCUUUCUGCGCCAGGUUGGCAAGGACUGGGUCCAGCGGCGCCGGGAGGCCCUCAAGAGAGGGGAGGCCGUUCCCGCAGACAUCCUCACGCAGAUCCUCAAAGCUGAAGAGGACGCUCAGGACGACGAGGUUCUGCUGGACAACUUUGUCACCUUCUUCAUUGCUGGUCAUGAGACCUCUGCCAACCACUUGGCCUUUACGGUGAUGGAGCUGUCACGCCAGCCAGAGAUCGUGGCCAGGCUGCAGGCAGAGGUGGAUGAGGUCGUGGGUUCUAAGAGGCACCUGGACUGUGAGGACCUGGGGAGGCUGCAGUACCUCUCCCAGGUCCUCAAAGAGUCGCUGCGCCUGUACCCACCUGCCUGGGGGACCUUUCGCCGACUGGAGGAGGAGACCUUCAUCGAUGGGUUCAGCACCUAUGUCAUGGGGCGGAUGGAAACGUACUUUGAGGAUCCACUGACGUUCAACCCUGACCGCUUCAGCCCUGGAGCACCCAAGCCUCGCUUCACCUACUUCCCCUUCUCUCUGGGGCCUCGCUCCUGCAUUGGACAGCAGUUCGCUCAGAUGGAGGUGAAGGUGGUCAUGGCCAAGUUGCUGCAGAGGCUGGAGUUCCGCUUGGUGCCCGGGCAGCGCUUCGGCCUGCAGGAGCAGGCCACUCUCAAGCCUCUGGACCCCGUGCUGUGCACAUUGCGGCCUCGAGACUGGCAGCCUGCGCCCCCGCCACCCUGCUGAGGCCUCUGGGGGCUCCAGGCAGGAUCAGACUC
Elephantulus edwardii (Cape elephant shrew) is the source of this 1093-nucleotide messenger RNA. Its product is annotated as cholesterol 24-hydroxylase-like. Gene Ontology annotation, biological process: cholesterol catabolic process. Gene Ontology annotation, molecular function: cholesterol 24-hydroxylase activity; heme binding; iron ion binding. The coding region runs from base 15 to 1061 and encodes 348 amino acids. The transcript is spliced from 10 exons. The record is from RefSeq and is a predicted model, not a curated record. Lineage: Eukaryota; Metazoa; Chordata; Mammalia; Macroscelidea; Macroscelididae.